Molecule: messenger RNA, 1264 nt
Organism: Dendrobium catenatum
Lineage: Eukaryota; Viridiplantae; Streptophyta; Magnoliopsida; Asparagales; Orchidaceae
Product: adenylate kinase, chloroplastic
Exons: 7
Coding region: 72-1019 (315 amino acids)
Biological process (GO): nucleoside triphosphate biosynthetic process
Cellular component (GO): cytoplasm
Molecular function (GO): AMP kinase activity; ATP binding; nucleoside diphosphate kinase activity
Source: RefSeq, a predicted model, not a curated record
CAGUUAUGCCACGUUGAGGAAUUCAAAUACCGGUUCGCCGGAAAAGGGGCAACUCCGAAGCGAGAGAAGGGAUGGCAUCUUUCAUGACUCCAUCCUUCUCUUCGGUAGUUGCAAUAAAUCCUUCGCUUCCUCGUUCAACUUUUCCCCUUUCUACUAUGCCGAAUCUGUCCUCCAUGGCUGGUGAGGCCCCUGAUGGCUUAUCAUCUCCUUCCCAUACGCUACGGUCGUCAGGUGAUUCUUCUCAUCUCAGUAAUGGGGCCCGUCGCCGCCACUCCUUUGGAUUUCCCAGGAGUGGCUUGAAUUGUACUAAUUUAUGGAUUUCUGUUGCUACGAAGCCGGAGCCUUUGAAGAUCAUGAUAUCGGGGCCUCCUGCAUCUGGGAAGGGAACACAAUGUGAACUGAUCAAGAAGAAAUAUGGUCUGGUACAUGUUGCAGCAGGGGAUCUCUUGCGGGGGGAAAUUGCAGCAGGGACUUCAAAUGGUAAAUUAGCUAAAGAAUAUAUGGAGAAGGGAAUGUUGGUCCCUGAUGACAUUGUUGUUGUGAUGGUUAAGGAACGCCUGUUACAGUCAGAUGCCCAGGAAAAUGGCUGGCUUUUAGAUGGUUACCCAAGGAGCUUAUCUCAGGCAAAAGCUCUAGAAGAUCAAGGCAUUCGGCCUGACCUUUUCAUUCUUCUUGAAGUAAAUGAAGAUGCCCUUCUUGAAAGAGUGGUUGGAAGACGCCUAGAUCCAGUUAGUGGAAAGAUAUACCAUUUGGAGUAUUCUCCUCCUGAAAAUGAAGAAAUUUCUGCUAGACUGGUGCAGCGAUUUGAUGAUACUGAAGAAAAGGUGAAAUUGCGGUUGAAAACUCAUCAUCAGAACGUAGAAUCUGUACUCGCUUUGUACAACGACAUCACUGUGAAGGUAAAUGGAGAUUUAUCAAAAGAAGAAGUUUUUGGUCAAAUAGACAGGCAUUUGUCCUUUUUAAUUGAGAUGAAAUCAAAGGCCGAUUCAUCAUCCACGCCUGCGGGCAAGGCGUAUUAGGUUUUUUGCCAGCAACAAGCAAUAAAGUUCUCGCAUCUAAUUAACAAGCAAGGAGCUUGGAGUUGAGCAUUGUAAGUCAACUUCUACUAAACCCUGUCGCUGGAUCAGGGGAUAUUUUAGAACUUUUUUUCAGGGAAGCUGAUAAAGCUUACAGAGAUAGACGUUUUAAUGAUGUAUAGUUCUUGAAUUUCUUUUCUCUAAAACACCUAUUCCUUUUAUUUCUCUCCACUUUUGGCUCUUAUUCC